Alosa sapidissima (American shad) is the source of this 5212-nucleotide messenger RNA. It is a transcript of the gene dlgap3, whose product is annotated as discs, large (Drosophila) homolog-associated protein 3. The record is from RefSeq and is a predicted model, not a curated record. Lineage: Eukaryota; Metazoa; Chordata; Actinopteri; Clupeiformes; Clupeidae. Gene Ontology annotation, biological process: signaling. Gene Ontology annotation, molecular function: molecular adaptor activity. Gene Ontology annotation, cellular component: postsynaptic specialization; glutamatergic synapse.
UCCUGCGCUCUGCCAGAGGAGAGACAGAGCUCGCGGACGCCGGAGAAAAUUAGCGGAGCUGCAAGCUGAGGACCGCGCGCACUGCUGAGUUUCUGCUCCCCGUCGCCCCGUGCCACAAACCAAACGGCCUCCCUUCAGAGGAAUAUUGGACUAAGCUUGUCGGAGCAAGGAUGCAGGACUGACGGCGCAGAAGCUCUCCAAGUAAGGCUGAUGUCUGACACACACUCCACCUCUCACACACGCAGCGGUUAAGGGCGAGGGCUUGUGAUCCGACACACGUCUAAGCCUGGUCAACACUCAUGGGCGAGGUUGCUGGGUCAGAUCUGUGAGAGAGUGUGUGUACAGACCAGUGUGUAUGCGGCGGAUGGUGUUGUUUCUGACGUGAUACGAGAGUUUUUCCCCGAACCACAGACUAUGGAGGCCCGUUUCUCAAUGAGGAGGUUGUGAGACGACCGCAGCCCUGUCGCGCUCACAGCGCCCCCUAUCGGCCCGGGCGGCCCACCACGCGCCGUCCAUGAAGGGCUACCACGUCAGCCGCAGCCUGUCGCAGCACUCGGCCGGCCCGUGCCACUGCGUGCCCGAGGACUACGGGGGCCACCCGGACCACCACUACCACCAGGGCCACCCCGAGCACCCGUACUACCCCCCCGGGGGGCCCCCCGAGCCCCUGGCGCUGCCGGCGCCCCCUAGCGGCGGGGGCGGAGGGGGCACGUUCCCCCGCGCACACCCCAGCCAGCCGGCGUACGACUCGUCUUGCGAGGAGUGCCUGGGUCACGGCGGCAGUGGCGGUGCCAUGGUCGUCGGGGGCAACAAGAUGCAGCGGAUCCCCGCCGGGCUGCUGGACCAGUUCGAGAAGCAGCUGCCCUUCCAGCCGGACGGCUUCCACACGCUGCAGUACCAGCGCGCGGCCAGCGGGGGCGCCGGAGGAGGGGGGGAGCACCACCACCACCACCACCACGCGCAGCACGCGCAGCACCGCAGCGAGAGCCCCAGCCGCAUCCGACACCUCGUCCACUCUGUCCAGCGGCUCUUCGCCAAGUCGCACUCGCUGGAGGCGCCGUCCAAGCGCGAGUACAACGGAGGGCCGCGCGGCGCCGGGGGCGGGGGGGAGUACCGCAGCGAGCGGGGGGGGCAGGGCGGUCACCGCAGCGCUGGGGAGGAAGCCGGAGGAGGAGGAGGAGGAGGAGGAGGAGGAGGAGGAGGCGGAGGUCACCACCAGUCGCGCUCCGCGCGGCGCAGCAAGAGCCGCGAACGCAGCAAGAGUGGCGACUACCGGGGGCACGAGUCGUCGUCAUCCCAUCGCCAUGGCAGCCGGCACCGGAGCCGCACCGCGGGAUGGUGGAGCUCCGACGACAACCUGGACAGCGACAGCAGCUUCCUGCCCGGCGGCCGGAUCAGCGGACGCGGCGGGUGGCGGUGGGGCGCCUACCACGAGAGCCUGGACGCCACACUGCACGAGCUGACCAUGAAGAGGCCCAAAGGGCCCCAAGGCCCGGGGGGGCCACCGGGGGGAGAGUGUCUGGCCUGCACCAGCAUGGUGAUGUCCAGCGAUGGGGGUGGGGGGGGACACGGCCACGGAGGAGGGGGGGCGCACUCGCUGAAGAGGAGCACCUGGUCGGCCAUGACGGUCAGCCAGGCGAGGGAGGUGUACCCCCGAGCAGGGGCCGGCGGAGGGGGAGGCGGAGGGGGAGGCGGCUUCGACAAGGCGCUCGUACCCCUGGAGCCCAAGGGCAAAGAGAGAUCACUGCACCAUCUGCAGGUGCCAUUAGACGAGUGGGGCGCGGGGUACCCUGGUGGAGGUGCGUCUGAUAGUGGUGGGGAGAUCCCGUGCAGACGCAUGCGCAGCGGCAGCUACAUCAAGGCCAUGGGCGACGACGACAGCGGAGACUCGGACGCCAGCCCCAAGGCCUCGCCCAAGAGCGCGCUCAUCGCCCAGAGAGGCUUCCGGCGCUCCGUCAGCAUGGACCAGCGCUCCACCUCCAGCCAGUACUCGUGUAGGCAGUGUACAGAUGCAUUCCCGAACAGUCGCACCACUCCUAAAGGACACGCUCGAUCUCGUAGCUACACACGCUCUCUAACCAGCUCACAGCUGGGCGACACACUGAACCGUCAGUUUGAGGCGGUGUGUGAGACGAUGUUUGGCGAGAUGGAGUCGCAGGCGGUGGAGGCUCUGGAUCUGCCCGGUGUAUUCCGCACCCAGCAUAGCUACGUGCGCGCUAUCCAGGCCGGCUGUUCCCAGGACGACGACUGCCUGUCCGUCUUCUCUAUGUCCGGACCCCAGGGCAGCAUCAAGGGAGGACCAGUCGUUCCCUACAGGAAGGGCCCUCCUCCUCUGCCCCCCCGCAUGUCCAAGCCCAUGAUCUCCGUGACAGCCCAGAGUAGCACUGAGUCCACCCAGGACGCUUACUUCCACAGCACGGGCCAGCCGGCGCCGCCACAUCCCCACCCGCACCCCCCACCCCCACCCCCACCCGCGGGCAAACAGCACAGCAACUCAGUGGACGGUGGCAGCGCAGAGCCCCCUGGUGGUGAGCGUGCCUCCUCGCGGGGCGGGUACUACUCCGGUCGUGCGCGGCAGAACAGCAACUCGGCCGAGAGCCUGGACGGCAGCCGCGGGCUGUUCCGCGAGGCCAGCUACCAGCAGGGGGCGAUAAUGAGGGCCAAGCACAGCAGCUCGGCCGACAAUCUGCUGGAGAGCGCCGGCCGCAGUCACCGAGAGCGCGAGAGGGGCCCAGCAGGGGGCAGUCUGGGCAAGUCCGCCUCGCUGCCCCAGAACAGCAUCUUGCUCAGCAAGGCCUCGACCCCCACCGCUACUGACCAGCACAAACCCGAGGGACGCACACGCAAACUCAGACCCUCCAUAGCAGUGCAGGUGGACAGCUCGGAGACACUGUCAGACUCAGACGGAGAGGGAAAGUCACUGAGGGAAGUGCACUCUAUUGGAGUUCAAGUGGAGGACGACAAGAGACGCGCGCGCUUCAAGCGCUCCAACAGUGUGACGGCGAGCGUGCAGGCGGACCUGGAGCUGGAGGGCUUCCCGGGGAUGCUGGUGGGCGUCCCCACGCAGGACAAGAGCCUGCAGUUCGGCUGCUCGUUCCAGCGCCACUCCUCGGAGCCCGAGUCCGCGGGCCAGUUCGGCGAGUACCGCACCGUCCACACGCAGGGCCAGUGGGCCUACUCCGAAGACUACCAGCACCAGCACCACCACAUGCACCCGGGUUACGGACCGCCAGACCCCUGCGGGCCGGAACCGCACCAGCGGGCACUGCCCGUGCCCCUGCCGCGCUCCCACUCACCCCUGCCCCUGGAGCGGGGGGGCGGCGGAUGGCACGAGGGACCCUGCAGCCUGCCGGACUCGGGCCGAGCCUCGCCCUCGCCCUGCCUGAGGGACGGGGAGUUCUUCCUCCGGCUACUGCAGUCCGAGGUGGAGAGGAUGGAGGCAUGGUGCCAGACCAUGGAGAGAGAGGCGGAGGAGAACGAGCUACCAGAGGAAGCGCUAGAGAUGAUCCGGUCGGCCAUUGGCAGCGCCCAGAUGCUGAUGUCACAGAAAGUACAGCAGUUCUUCCGCAUGUGCCAGCAGAGUGUGGACCCGUCGGCGUACCCCCAGCCCUCCUCUCAGGACCUGUCCAGCUUCUGGGACCUGCUGCAGCUGGCCGUGGAGGAUGUGCGCGUCAAGUUCCAGGACCUGCAGCGCCUCAAGGACUCCGGCUGGAGGCUGCCGCCCGAGAAGAAGGAGGAUAAGAAGGGCCCUCCCCCUCUGCCGAAGAAGCCGCUGGGUGGCGUGACGGGCACCCUGCGGUCAGACAGUGUGAGUGACGGUGUCGGGGGUGGAGGAGGUGGCGGAGGAGGUGGUGGUGGCAGUGCUGCUGGAGGUGGCAGCGGUGGCGUGGGCGCUGGUGUUGGCGCCGGUGCUGCUGCCAGCAGCAUGCUGGUGGUGUCGCGGAGCGGGCCGGGUCUCCCGGUGCGGGAGAAGUCGCUGGACCUUGGGGACCGUCAGCGGCAGGAGACGCGGCGUCGUCUGCUCCAGACCAAGCGCUCCGCCUCCUUCCGCCAGAACUCGGCCACCGAGAGUGCCGACAGCAUCGAGAUCUACAUCCCCGAGGCCCAGACGCGCCUGUGAACACACACACACAGACACACACACACACACACACACACACACAUACACUCAUAUGCUGGGUGUCUCAUACACACAUCACGGUCUACAUCCCUGUAGUCCAUACACACAGACACAGACACACACACAGACACAGACACACACACACACACACACACAAAAACACACACACGCAAACAUACACACACACUGAUAUCAACCUCACCAACCUCAAGCUCAAACCUGCUUCUCACAGUCUCCUGAUAGCAAGUGACACACACACAAACACACACACACACACAUAUAAUGGGCUGGCCUGACCAUCCCCACUGAACCCCACACCAAAAUGUGUGUGUGUGUGUGUGUGUGUGUGUGUGUGUGUGUGUGUUCUCCCAACCUUUUUCCCAUUGGUGAAUGAGACACGCAUGUAAAGGGCAGACUAGCCAGAUCAGGAGACAGAGAGUGUGUGUAGAGGAAAGGAGUGUGUGUAGUGGGUGUGUGUAGUGGAAAGGAGAGUGUGUGUAGAGGAAAGGAGUGUGUGUGUAGUGGAGGAAAGGAGAGUGUGUGUAGUGGAAAAGGAGGUCAUUUAUUGUUCCCUGAGCGAGUUGAUAAAGCCUUCCUAUAAAUGCAUGAUCUCACAGCUGUGGUGGCUGAGUUCAUCCCACAGUCACUUAAGAAAAUAGGGCUCCACUGGUGUGUGUGUGUGUGUGUGUGUGUCCAUUCAGCAUACACAACCCCCCUCGGUCAUUUGAAAAGAAUGGCAUCUUCACGCAGCACCACCCAGCACCAAGAGCAUACAUCACAGGUCCCGGGUCAGUGUCCCUGCUCUGAAUAACACCAGACGCGGUCUUUGAGCUGAGGAUUGAACGGAUGCAGAUGUAGAUAGAUCCCGUCACUGUGAAGCAGUAGCACCAGAGCGCCCUCUCUCUGUCGGGAGUAAGACAGAAGACACAAGCAGAAGAUGCCCUCAGUGAAAACUCAGGCUGGCUGAAGCCAAUAUGUGCAAUACAAUACAGCAGUAACCCUCUGCACCUCUCCUCCUGUCCUCUCCUCUCUCUGCUCUCCUCCUCUUCUCUCCUCCUCUUCUCUCCUCCUCUUCUCUCUCAUCCUCUUCUA